AUCGAUGACAACCCAGGAUGACAGUUACGAAUAAUACGUGGAAGUGAAAAUAACUAAUCGCAUAUCGUUUCGUGUUUUGUUUAAUUCCUUAAAAUUCCAUGAAAACAUUCCUGUCGGUCGGCAAAUAGAAGUUAAGACCCCGGUGCAAACAUGUCCGCGGCCCGAAAACCUUCCGACGGCCUGCUGGCGCGCGUCAAUUUCCCUCUGUACGCCAUCGAAAUGCUCACCAGCCGACACGUUCUGGUAGCAGGCGGCGGUGGUGCCUCGAAAACAGGUGUUGCGAAUGGAUUUGAAAUCUACGAGAUCUACCACGAUGGGGAAAAGUACGUCGCGGAUGAGGUGAUACGCCACGAAACAGGCCCAUCGGUUGUGAUGAACUGUGCGGUGAAGAACGACGAAAAGCGAACGCUGCUGAUGGCUGGCCAGGAGAGCCACUGCCAAAUGUAUCUCGUAAACACUAUCAUUGAUUCGGGAGACUACAAUCCCACCUCGCCCGUCUCGAACAAAUCGGACCCGGAAGGGAUGCGCAAGCGACGAAGCAUUUCCCAACAACGGCCCAUACCUGUGAAUGCAAAUGCUCCACCGGCGUCAACUGUUCCUGGAGGCGAUCCGAAAAAAACCGACGAGGAGAAGCUAGCACCAUCAGCACCCAAAAAACAGAUACGGUUCGAAAUCAAAACGGCCGACUCAGUUCAGACAGACUUUACCGAAGCAGAACCACUGCAGCGGGUCGUCCGAAUCAGUCCCAACGGACGCCUGAUGGCAACGGGUGGCAUGGACGGACACCUGCGGGUUUGGAACUUUCCAAAGAUGACACUCGCAUCGGAUAUUGCGGCGCACACGAAGGAGAUUGACGAUCUGGACUUUAGUCCGGACAGCAAGCACGUUGUGUCCAUCGCAAAGGACGGCCUCGGUGUCAUCUGGUCAAUCAAUCCGGACAAAGAGUCGAAAAAACUAGUCUGGACUCCGCCAGCGAAUUGUCGCUAUCUGUUGAAACGCUGCCGAUACGGGUUGGUAGAGGGCGUGAAGGACAAAUUCCGACUAUUCACGCUUGCUAAUCCGUUCGCCAAGUCGGGUAAAGCGAAGGGAUUAUUGCAACAGUGGAAUCCGGAAGCGGGCCGUUUGACCGGAGUGGUUGAGAUUGACGAGUCGUUGGCCGCACUGGCAGUACGGGACGAUGGACGCUUUGUGGCGAUCGGUACGAUGUUCAGUGGCUCGGUGUCCGUGUACAUUGCCUUCAGCUUGCAGCGCGUGCUCCACGUCCCAAAUGCACACGCAAUGUUUGUAACGGGCCUGGAGUUCAUCCCGGUAACCAACUUUGAUGGGCCGGCUAUUACCGGCGAUACGGAGGCGGCUGUCCUCUCCAUUUCCGUCGACAAUCGCAUCUGUGUUCACAGCUUACCAUACAGACAUUCACUGCCAGCAUGGGUGGCUAUUAUCGCAAUCAUUUGUAUAUUGUUUUUAACAUUCUGCUUCUGCUCGUACGUCGGGCUGUAACUCGAAAUUGCCUUGAUACGAUGGUGAUAUUGGACAUGGCGAGCUGGAGCCAAACCAUCGAACAGCCGAAACGAUUUCAGCCAAAGGAAAUCAACACUACUACUUAGCAUUUUGUGCACCUUAGGUGAAAAGCACCAGCAGCGCGAUGGGGAGUUAGGAAUCUUUCAAUGGGGCGAAACAGCGCAACUGCGUCGUAUUAUUAUAAUAAUUUGCGUUUUCUUUUUGUUUUGUUGUUGAGUACGAUAGUUGCGGAAAAUUCUAAUUUAUUUGACUAACUGCACUGUACAGCAAGAGGUAGGAAAUGAAUAAAUAUACUGUUAAUUGUGGCUAGAGGAACAGCACGGUUCAACCGAAUACAUCACUUGAUAUUUGGAUGGAAAUCGAAAACUCCAUUUUUCAUUUCGUGUCCAUUUAUCGUUGCAAAUCACCUGUUGACAGACUUUUUGCUUUUAAAAUAUUCUUGUUUUGUUACUUGCAGAACAACUCCAUUAAAAUCUUGGAACUAUUGUAAAUUAACAGUUUUGUGAUUAAAUGAUGCCGCUUUUUUCAACGUU
Messenger RNA from Anopheles stephensi (Asian malaria mosquito), 2051 nucleotides. Its product is annotated as prolactin regulatory element-binding protein. NCBI's taxonomy places the organism in Eukaryota, Metazoa, Arthropoda, Insecta, Diptera, Culicidae. Gene Ontology annotation, molecular function: protein binding; guanyl-nucleotide exchange factor activity; GTPase activator activity. Gene Ontology annotation, biological process: protein secretion. Gene Ontology annotation, cellular component: endoplasmic reticulum membrane. The transcript is spliced from 3 exons. Bases 151 to 1497 code for a protein of 448 amino acids. The record is from RefSeq and is a predicted model, not a curated record.